CGUUCAAAACCCCAGAACUCGGUUUAGGGUUUUUCGAAUUGGGCCUAGGGUUUCAACUCUCAAGCUCUCUCCUUCUCCUCCAUCGAAGCCAUGGCGAAGCCCGGCCGAGCUCGGCGGGGGAACCGCUCGGAUUCUGGAUCCCGGUCUAGUUCGCUGUCGCGUUCUUCGUCGGACUCGGGUUCCCGCUCCCGCUCUCUUUCGCGGUCUCGGUCUCGAUCCAGAUCCAGGUCUUUCUCUUCUUCAUCUUCGCAAUCCCGCAGCGUGAGCUCCGGGAGCCGUUCUCCGCGUCCAAAGAGGAGAUCCUCUCCCCCGUCUGCUAGGAAGUCCUCUCCGCCUCCCAGGGAUUCGUCGCCGCCUCCAGGAAGGUCAUCUCCAGCUCCCCGUAAGUCCUCACCGAAUUCCAGGAAGUCGCCGCUGCCGCCGCCGCCGCCGCCGCCGCCUCUUGGGAAAAGUCCAUCUUCAGCGGGAAGGAGAAUGCGAUCUCCAUCACCACCAUCCAAAAGACUUUCAUCGCCAAGGAAAAUGUCUCCCGUGGUUGAGUCACUAGUUCUUCACAUUGAUCAUCUGUCAAGGAACAUUAAUGAAGGCCAUCUGAAGGAAAUUUUUAGCAAUUUUGGUGAAGUUGUUAAUGUGGAGCUCGUAAUGGACAGGACUGUUAAUCUCCCUCGUGGUUAUGGAUAUGUUGAGUUUCGGAAACAUUCUGAUGCUGACAAGGCUCGUCUUCACAUGGAUGGUGGGCAAAUUGAUGGGAAUGUUGUUCGAGUUAACUUCACGAAACCACAACGCCUGAAAGUUUCUCCUCCACCAAAGGCUGUACCUGUUCCAAAACGUGAAGGCCCUCCCAGUGAUAGGACCGGUGCCAGUAAUGAAAAGGAUGCUCGACAGAGGCAAAGGGAGCCUUCUCCGCGGCGUAAACUAUCACCUUCACGAAAGAGAUCACCAAUCCAUCGAAGGCCUGAUUCUCCUAGGCGUCGACCUGAUUCACCUGUUCGUCGUCGUGAUUCUCCCAUUCGUCGCCGUCCAGCAGAUUCUCCUCAACGUCGUGAUGAUACACCACCACGGAGGAGGAUGACACCUCCUGCCAGAAGACGUUCUCCAUCUCCAAUUUCAAGGAGGGCAAGAUCGCCUGCUCGAGUUUCUCCACGCAGAGGACGUGGAAGUCCUGUGCGUAAGCGCUCACCCUUUCCACUGAGGAGGCGAUCACCUCCAAGACGUGCAAGGAGCCCACCAAGAAGGUCGCCUCCAUCUAGGCGUCGUAGCCGUUCACCAGUCCGGAGGCCUUUUCGAUCGCGUUCUAGAUCACUUUCUCCUCGCAGGGGCCGAGGCCCACCAGCUCAAAGGCGUGUCAGAUCAAGCUCAUCUUUGUCAGGAUCCCCCAGUCCUCGCAGGGGACGCAAAGCUCCAGAAAGUCGCAGCCCUAAAAGACGAGCCAGGGGCAGAAGCACCAGCAACAGUCGCAGCAGCAGCUCCUUAUCCCCUAUACCUAAUUAGCCGUUAUGCCAUGUUCCUGAGCAGGUAUUCCGCCCUAUUUUCCCUCACCCUCUUAAUAUCUGUUGAACCAAACCAUAUGCAGGUCCAAGUUUUACCCCUUGUCGACACCAUUGUUAGAACAGAAACUAUGAAGGUUUGAGGCGAAUUGCUGCGAUUUUUUUUAGAGACCUAUGCCUGCACUUUCUGCUUUAAUGUUGCCGUCGCAGACUCAUUUUGCGAGGAACUGUUAAUUCUACUUGUGGAAGACAAUCAUGCUAACAUUGGUUUGGAUGAUUGCAAAGUGGUUUUACCAUCAGUUGUUGAUUUGCUAUAUACUUCAUUCUGUUUGAUCAUGUUGAAUGUGUUUUACAUGCAACCACUUUGAUUGACAUGGAAUUAUUUGUGUUUUCUCACUUAAUUAGUCCUGGAAGUCUGGCAGCUUA
Dioscorea cayenensis subsp. rotundata (Guinea yam) is the source of this 1913-nucleotide messenger RNA. RefSeq names its product serine/arginine-rich splicing factor SR45. Gene Ontology annotation, molecular function: RNA binding. Gene Ontology annotation, cellular component: cytoplasm; ASAP complex; nucleoplasm. The transcript has 12 exons. NCBI's taxonomy places the organism in Eukaryota, Viridiplantae, Streptophyta, Magnoliopsida, Dioscoreales, Dioscoreaceae. Gene Ontology annotation, biological process: mRNA splicing, via spliceosome. The coding region runs from base 91 to 1491 and encodes 466 amino acids. The record is from RefSeq and is a predicted model, not a curated record.